UAUCGAUUAGACGAGUUUAAGAUUCCAAUUCGUGCAUUUCUUGUCGUUUUCUACGUAUUUUUUUUUUGUUUUAAUUUUUUUAAUUUACCAUUUACCACUAGAAGAACUUGGAACGAUUUCUAAUCCAGAAGACGAGCAAGUUACUUAUUAAGGAUAUUUCUUUUCUUAAAAAACCACACUAAAGAUGGAUUCCCCAAAUGAUUUCCCCGGUGCUUCUGGAUCGUCUGGAAAUACCGAUUUUCCCGUUUUACCUCCACCACCAUCUGCCAAUUCACCGAAUUCCUUUCCCACCAGCAACAACAACCAACAAAAUGCAGCUUCGAAACGUUUGCAGCAAACACAGGCGAAAGUCGAUGAAGUCGUGGGCAUUAUGCGUGUCAACGUAGAAAAAGUGCUGGAGCGCGAUCAAAAGCUGUCCGAAUUGGGCGACCGAGCGGAUGCCUUGGAACAAGGUGCUUCACAAUUUGAACAGCAAGCUGGAAAGUUGAAACGCAAACAAUGGUGGGCCAACAUGAAAAUGAUGAUCAUUAUGGGAGUAAUUGGAGUGGUUCUUCUCAUUAUCAUCAUAGUCUCACUUAUGCCAUCUGGCGGCAGUGGAAGCAGCAAUAGCAAUCAAUUACCAGCUCCAGCCCCAACAUCAGCACCUCAUACAUAAAAAUGUUGAUGAUUGAAGUGAUUUACCGCAAAAAGCCAACCUCACAGUCCCAACCAACUACUGCUAACACUACUACUACUGAGAGAACCUUAAACCAACGAUGAAAACAAAAAACAAAAACAACAACAAAAGGGAACAUCUACAACAGACUAAAAUUUUUAAAAUACCAAUUUGAGAUGCCAAACUGGAGCCUUAUUUACAAAUUCUUACAAUUUACAAUUUUAUACAAAAACAAAAAGGAAGAAAAAAAUCAACAAAAGUAUUUACAACAACAGUCCUAUAUACAUACAUGCAUAUAUAUAUAUACGUAUAUACGGUUGACGGUAUAAACUAAAAUGUAAAGAGAAGCACAACUCUUCAAAACAACAUAUCAGUCCAAUCAUUUGUAAAUCACCUGCAUUCGCCACCGCCGCAUCCAAGCGAUGAGCCUGAGGGGUUCGUAAUUUCUCUGUUAUUUCCUUCAUUUACCUAUGUAGGUAUGUAAUUUCUUUUAUGAAAGUAUUGUUUCAACAAUCAAAGAGCCCCCUUCUUGUUAAGGGAUAUAAGCACACUGUCACACACACACACACACACCUACAUGUGUGUGUGUGUGACACAUUAUCUUCAUUCAAUUGUAUGGUAUGAUUUAAUACAAAAACAAAAAACAGAAACAACAAUAUGUACUAUUAUUAUUAUCAUUAUUAUUAUUACUACUACUACUAUGAUUCAAAAACAAAUAAAAUCGUUUGUGAAUGUUUAUGCAUAUAUACAUACAUACAUAAAAUAUAAUACAAUUAUUUAAUAAAA
Molecule: messenger RNA, 1441 nt
Organism: Stomoxys calcitrans (stable fly)
Lineage: Eukaryota; Metazoa; Arthropoda; Insecta; Diptera; Muscidae
Gene: Syb
Product: synaptobrevin
Exons: 4
Coding region: 185-655 (156 amino acids)
Biological process (GO): vesicle fusion; vesicle-mediated transport
Cellular component (GO): SNARE complex; plasma membrane
Molecular function (GO): syntaxin binding; SNAP receptor activity
Source: RefSeq, a predicted model, not a curated record